UGGAACGGUAGCAAACAGCGAAAUUGAACAGACAAUGGCGUCCUUUGUGCCUCAAAACAGGUACCGCGAGUACAAGCAGGAUACGCAGCGGCUCUUGUUCUGGAUAAUCCAUGCUUCCAACACAAUCCUCCAGUCGUCAGCAGCCGCAGAAUCAGGCACCAUCGAGCCUCAGAACCACCAAAAUGUGACGGGCCAGGUUACCGUGAAAGAGCUUUUAUCCAUGGCCAAGACGAUUUCCAAACAUGCCGUUCGCGUCCCAGGUGCCAUUUAUCGCAAGCUGCAGUCAGUAACAAGCGCGAGGACGGCCAUGUACCAGGCCUUUCAGCAGCUCGCUGCCUUGAGCCCGAAGCCCGACCCGGAGAUGGAACAGAGCAAUGUGACUCACAAAUAUUUCAUUGAUGCCCUAAACGAGAUAUUUGACAUCUUUGGCGGGCCUGCUUGGCUGCAGGAGCAGCAGCGUGGUAGCAAAGAAGCCGAACUCGACGCCGAGCUUGACGCUGAGGUCGAAAAGGCCAACUUCUCCAACAAGUUUGCCGCACUAAGUCUUGGACUCUCUGCGCAGGGCGAGCCCAGCACAGUUGCAGUAGAGUCUAGCGGCGACGAGGAGUCUGACGAGGAACCGAAGUCGGCUGCUCCUGGACAACAGCGCCGUCAAGCUCGGCCGGGCAGAGGCAAGAAGAAGAAGGGUGGAAAGCGAGCCAAGAAGGGCAAACAGACGGCGAAGCCCGCACCUCAGACGUUGGAUCAGGUCCCGCUUGAAAGCUACCGUAUUAUCGAAGCCGCGGACGGCAUUGUUACUGACUACCUCCUGGCGGUUUAUUCUCUCUUCGAGGAGACUCUCGACCUACGGUCGUACAUGAGCGGCGUGUGGCGAGAGGUUGCGUACGAGGGCCUCAACAGCGCCGUGGCCGGUACGCUUGCCCACCUAGCCACGGCCAUGGUUAAGCGAACCGAGGCGGCCAUCAUGAUAGAAUUUCCCGGCCACGAGUCAUACGAGACUGUCAUGCAAACCAUGACGCGUGGCAACAUAGAGAAGGCGCAGGGCAACUUCACAAUGACACUCCACAGAAUCUCUGGCGCGGAUUGGACAACAGAGAUGGUGGAAGAGGCCAAAAUGGAUGUUAAGGAACAGUUCCUCAUCUACGCAUAUCAGGAUCUUGUAGAUUUCGUGACCGACUUCCAGGCUACUCGCAGCGGUAAGCCGACCAAGCGUAUGCUCGCGGAGAUCGACAAGUGGAACCCAACCUUGGACUUACAGCGCGCAACCAAGGAGCAGAGACACCGCUGGCGUCGAUCUUAUACCAUCAACUGGCUCUACGACCUAGUCAAUGUCUACUCCAGCAUUGUAGUUCAACGCAAUACCAUGAAAGGGGAGCACCAUGUGUACGAAAAGGUUGACUGGGCCGCCAACGGCAAGUGGAGCGAGCACGUACGCCUCUUUGGCAUUAAUGAGUUUGCCGGCAUUGUAACCUCCCUUGCGAUGCAAAAGCCUGGCACAGAUAUCAAGAAGCGCAUCAACCCAAGCUUGGUAUUCCAACUGCAGUGUAUAGUCGACUCUUUAACGCCACCGAUGAGCGGGUUCCGGCCGAGGCGAGACGUCGACCUGUUCCUAGAUCGUGAAAACGAGAGAUUUGGCAAGGGCUUCCCACAGGGUUCCCACGUGCUGAAACAGCUUCUGGAGCGCGACAGCAUGCUACACGGCGACCCCAACCGACACCAGUCACAGAUCAGCGUACUCGAAUGUCUGAUGUGGGAUUUCCGAGACUGGCUAGGCGAGUCCAAGUACAUGUAUGGACUGAAAACUCUGCCACCCUCUCGCUUUUCCAACAGUAACUCCAAUGGCCUCUGGGAAUACUCGCCUUUCCUCUGCGGUACAGGGCUAGCCGAAAGUCUGGAGAUUGUAUACCGUUUCGGUCUGGUGCUCUGGGACAAGGUGCCCGAGCCAAUGCUUCUAGUUCACUUACACAACAUGCUGGUACAGAAGAAAUAUCUCGAGAGGCCUAUUGGACUUUUUGCUGCUUUGGGGGAAACCUUUUCAGAGGCCUUUUUCGCCGACGGCCGACCCCCUACCUCAAAUUUCCAACAGGCCCUCACCAGCCAGAUUAACAAGACAGGCACUCAUCUCGCACAGCGCCAACGAGCCAUGCUCAAAGGGACAUCGAACAAGAUGCACAGCAUGCUAAACCCAGCCGCAAACCGUUUCUUCCGUAUCAAGUCCAAUCUUCUAUUAUACCGCGAAAAUGGAUGGGACCCAGACCGGAUUCCCACUGAGGACCUCGGAAAGCACACCUUUUUAUACAAUCUCCGUUCCAACUACUCAGAGAUCUGGCCUACGGGCACACCCGGACCUUCUGAUGCGAAUAGGUCAGAUACCUUCAUUUUCGACGGCGACAGUAACCUCAUGCCAGCACUGCCGCGACCUGCAAGAGCUGAUCACCUGUCGCGACGGGACCUGCUCGAGUUCCUCCGGUAUGACAUCUACUCAGACGUCUGCGGUCGUUUCCCCUACUCGAGUCUCAACUACUCUUGGGUAACAGCGCGCAUUAUGACAUGUUUCAUGAUGUUCGAAGACGAGCUGAAAAAGCGCAACAACCCCUUGUACCAGGAUAUCUACGUUGUGAAUAGCGGGCGCCCUGAGAAGCGCGUCUUCCUCGCAGUGGCGGCCUUGUCUGAGACAAAUGAAGAGUGUCUGCAGGUUAUGGCUAAGAUUCUGGAGGAACAGAGAAUGGGAUGGAUGCAGCACAUUUACUGGGAAGACCUUGACUCGGACAUGGAGCGACCUUUCCAGCGCGCAAGUAAGUUUCGCGGUCAUCCAGUAGAGCAAGAUGCAUGUAGCAUUAUGUAA
This is a messenger RNA of Trichoderma harzianum CBS 226.95, 2845 nucleotides long. RefSeq lists its product as hypothetical. The transcript has 3 exons. NCBI's taxonomy places the organism in Eukaryota, Fungi, Ascomycota, Sordariomycetes, Hypocreales, Hypocreaceae. The coding region runs from base 35 to 2845 and encodes 936 amino acids. The record is from RefSeq and is a predicted model, not a curated record.